UGACUGGGAGCGGGGGUGAGAUAGGUUUGCUCGCGUCCAUUGUCCGCCGUAUGUGGGAAGCCAGCAGCAUUGUCUCAGCACUACCGUAUUGGUAGGAAAGUCGGCUGCAACUACUACUGCAAGAAGAUAAACCCGGGGGACACAGAAGGAGAGAGCGACCGGCUACUGAGGUACCGUACCUGGCUGGCUACUUACUGGUAUUCAUCACGAUUUGAACCUACGGCCUCAGAGUUUGGGGCCCUGUACUGCUACCAUGAUGACGUUUCCCACAAAUCACGUGACCAGCCAUCCUGGACGCGCAGGUCUGGGACCCCUACCCGUUCCCGCCCUUCUUCCCUACCCUCUCUACCUACACAGUCUGUCGUCUGCCAAGUUAGAACCAGACGUAGACAUACCUCAGCGUCACCACAAACAACACCAGCAACAACAGCAUCAGCACCAGCAGCAGCAGCAACAACAACAGCACCAUCAACAACAGCAACAGCAAGCACAUCAUCUCCAUCCUGCAAUCCACAACGGCAGUUUUCAUUCUACACCACAAAAGUCGAACUGGGAGCUUCACUUUCAUAAACAACUGCAGCAUCACUACCACCAACAACAGCAACAACAUCUGCAGCUGUUGCACAGAUAUCAAAGACAGGUCCUGGUGGAGAAAACGGAGAUACUGCACCAUCCUCCACCAUUAUCGAAACACCACCAUGAAAAGACUCCAUUAUAUUCCUCUUUAGCUGUUAUUCCUCGAAGCGAAACAAAAGAUGCAACUAUUUCACGCCAAGAUAUCGGGAAAUCCCGAAAUAGCCCGAGUCAUUGUGAAAAAUCUGUGUUCAUCGUCAGUCAGAGUGUAGCCUUUCUCGACACACCCCAAAACACCGAUGAAGAAAUAUUAUCUGACAGCAGCAAAGAUAUCAAAGAGAAGACAGUGUGCCAUAAGAAGUUAGGUUCGGUCAAACAGGAAAGAAUAGAAGAUGACCUGAACAAGUCACUAGACUCUCACUGUGAACUGUCUCCAAAGCAGCUGAAUAGGUCUUGUGACGUCAUGAGCCCUCUGUCUGUCAGAGGAGAUGCCAGUCCUGAGAAUGUUUUGGAAACUACCAGGCUCAGACUGAAGGAGGAUCUGAUGG
Messenger RNA from Aplysia californica (California sea hare), 1121 nucleotides. Its product is annotated as zinc finger protein 37. Gene Ontology annotation, molecular function: RNA polymerase II transcription regulatory region sequence-specific DNA binding; DNA-binding transcription factor activity, RNA polymerase II-specific. Gene Ontology annotation, biological process: regulation of transcription by RNA polymerase II; embryo development. The record is from RefSeq and is a predicted model, not a curated record. Gene Ontology annotation, cellular component: nucleus. NCBI's taxonomy places the organism in Eukaryota, Metazoa, Mollusca, Gastropoda, Aplysiida, Aplysiidae.